Messenger RNA from Musca domestica (house fly), 3952 nucleotides. Its product is annotated as probable RNA helicase armi. Lineage: Eukaryota; Metazoa; Arthropoda; Insecta; Diptera; Muscidae. The coding region runs from base 167 to 3775 and encodes 1202 amino acids. Gene Ontology annotation, molecular function: 5'-3' RNA helicase activity; RNA binding. The record is from RefSeq and is a predicted model, not a curated record. Gene Ontology annotation, biological process: regulatory ncRNA-mediated post-transcriptional gene silencing. The transcript has 16 exons. Gene Ontology annotation, cellular component: cytosol; P granule.
GCUUUUCACUGAACUGGUUGCAUGACCCGUUGUCUACCGUUUAUUAAUCAUCAGCAAACCACUCGGUGUAUAUUAAAAGCCAGCUUUUUACGGAGAAUAUUCUAAUUAUAUACCUACACAUUUUUCAAAUUAAAUAUCUAAUUGCAGAUCAGGCAAUCAUUGAAAAAUGAGUAACGGAGAUCGAGUAACGAAUAAUACGGUUGAAAAUUGUGACAAUACAAACAUGAAAGAACAAGAAAUAACAAAAAGGCAAGAAAUUGAAAGCAUUGGUAAUUUUUUACUAAAACUCUAUCAUGGCAGAAUUAUUGGACCCCACAAUGAUUGGUCGUGCAAAGAGAGCGACAUUCAGGAGGAAUUUCAAAAUUAUUUAACGCCAGCAUUGCGUCAACGUUUUAAGGAUCACAUGAAAAACUUAUAUGUUUUAUUUAGCCGCAGUGGUUUUAUUACUAACGUAACCUCAAAUGUGUAUACAUUUCAAUACGAGUGUAUACUUAAAUUUCGAAGUGAAAAGCUGAAAGAACACGAUCAAUUGAGAAUGAAACCAAUAGUUCGAGUUACUAAGAAGAAAGACAAUACUGACGUAAAAUUGAGUGAGACUGAAGCAGCGGCUAUAUUGAAAGAAAAUUUUACAGUUGAUGAAUAUUCUCACCGGUACAAUUUGAUCUACCAAGGGACUAGAGAAGAAAUUCUCCAAUCUAACUUCCAACCUACCAAUAUGAGUUGUUAUAUAUGUAGGGAACAAUUUGCCACAAUGGAAGACUAUGAAGAACACAUUGAAUAUCAUAAUAUUACAAGUGAAUUUAAAUAUCUUGAGGAAAAAUUGGAGAAGCGACAAACUUCACUGUUUUCCUUGUCGUAUCAGCUAUGCACAAAUUCGCAUCAUUUUUGUUUUACCCUAAACACUCCGGCGGGUCAAGGAGGUGAAGAUCAGCUGGUAUUUGAUCGAAUAAUCAUUAUUCAGGCACAUUCUAUGGCAGACAUUGUCUAUGAUGAGCCUCUAACAAAGGAUGGUUUCGUUUUCUAUGUUGAUUCACAUCUAUUCACCCGUUGUUGGGAGCAACCUAUCGUUUUGAUUUUCCACAAUAAAGAUGACAAAAAUCGAAAUUUUAUAGAGGAGCAUCAUAUAAUGGUGGACCAUGAAUAUCCUCGAGUGCACCUUGCCAUAAAACCCAAUAGGUUGCCAUCACAUUUGGUUUUUGAUUCCAAGCUCAAAUUGAAUUCAUACUUUCCGCCGUCAAAUGUCUACAAGUGCCUGAAGGAUAACAAAAAUGUUGAAGCAAUAAAAACCACAUCGGCCGCCCUUGACGAAUAUGUUCGUAACGAUAGAAGCUUGCAGCCGGAAACAAUACAUGAUGUAUUAACGGCACUACUUCGAAUCGAAGAUGUCGAAACAAUUAUGCAGUAUUUGAAACUGUCUCUCAGGAAUGUAAAACUGCGAAGUUUCGGUGACGAUUACAGUUUUUCGAUAAGACGUAGCAAUCGGUCUAACACUCAAUAUGAAAAUAUUUUAUCAAUUAUGGAUGAAAUUCUUAUUACCAAUGCCCAUUUGCGAUUAGAUGAAAUUUCAGUAAAUAAUUUAAUUUCAAAAAAUUCCGAUGAUUUGGAAGAUCUUGGCAUUGUUGUUGGUCGCAUACAAAACCUUAAAUAUGGCCGUGUUUCAUUUAAAAGUGACAUCAAGUUGGAUAUUCAUGCGAGUUACACCGUUAUUUUUCGGCCAUCACGCUUGCAAUUGCGUUAUCAAUACCGCGGUCUGGAGGGUUUGCCCCAAGCUAUGCUUUGUCUGAAGAAGUUCUUAUUUCCCAUUGAAGUUUCGGCGAGACAACUUGCUCUAGUGCCUGUUAUGGAGUUGUACAAUAAAUCGAUUGCCGACAAUCCAGAGCAGUUACAAGCUGUUUGUAAUAUUGCCCAGGGUCCCCGUAACGAUGCACCCUAUAUCAUUUUUGGACCUCCUGGAACUGGCAAAACAACAACUCUUGUCGAAUCUAUUUUACAAGUUUUCAAACGCGAGAAAAGCAAAAUACUUAUAACCGCUUCUUCGAACAGUGCAUGCGAUGAGGUGGCAUUGCGUUUAUGUAAAGCAUUCCAAGACAUCGAUAUUCCCGCCCGGGCAAUAGUCCGCGUCUAUUCAAAAUCGAAUGAGAUACGUAAUGAAACAAUCGACGAAUUACUCUUAGAAUACUCAAAUAUGUAUAGUACCCAUUUUUAUCCGUCCGUUGAAGUUCUACAUGAAUAUCGUAUUGUUGUGUGUACCAUGUCCAUCGUUGCCAAAUUGGCCAGUGGUGGUUUCGGCCGUGGCACAACAUUCACUCAUAUGUUCAUUGAUGAGGUGGCUGCGUCUACAGAAUGUGAAGCCAUAACGGCCAUGUCUGCAAUUCUUAAACAAAACUCGUGUUUAAUAAUAGCCGGCGAUCAUAAACAAUUGGGACCUGUUCUCCAAUCAAAACUUGCCGAGGAACUGCAACUAGGCGUAUCGUUGAUGGAACGUCUUUUAAAAUAUGAUUGUUAUCGUGUCAGCGAAGUGACUGGAGAAUACGAUCGCAGCAUACAAACUCGUUUGAGAAAAAAUUUCCGCUCCCACCCGGAAAUUGUUGAUUUGUACAGUGGCAUGUAUUACGACAAUGAACUGGAAGCACGAGCCAAUAUUGACGAUGUGUCCAUGACAAAGCAUUGGCAUUUAGCACCCAACACCAAUUAUCCCAUUAUAUUUCACUCCGUCAAAGGUAGAUCAUUUAGCGACAAGAAAUCUCCCAGUUUGUACAAUCCCGAUGAACUAGAUGUUGUUUUGGACUAUGUGAAGGACCUUAUGUAUUUUGGUGUUAAUGACAAACCGCUUAACCAAACUGAUAUUGGUGUUAUAUCGCCGUAUAAGAAACAAUAUUUAAAUAUUCGCGAUGAACUAAACUUGCGUAGAUGGCACAACAUUGAAACGGGUUCGGUGGAAAUUUUUCAAGGCAAAGAAAAGGAAGUUAUAAUUACAUCGUUCGUACGCUCCGGUACAGAUUCCCUGGGCUUCCUGGAAAGUGAAAGACGUUUAAAUGUGACCCUUUCUCGAGCAAAAUCUUUACUUAUUCUAAUUGGCAAUGCUGAGACAUUGAGUCGAAAUUCCGAUUUUCAACAUAUAAUUGAACAAUGCAAACAAAAUGGAACGUUUAUUGAAGAAGUCAGGACCAAGGCGGAUAUUGACUAUCCUGCGCAAAGUAAGAGACUUUCCCGAAAAGAGCUGCAAGCUCAAUGUAGAUUUUACCGGCUUCGGCGACUUCAACAAAAGGAAGCUAGGAAAGCCAUUCCCGAUAAAGAAAAUCUCACAACAAAUCCAAAGACUUUGUCUCUUCUGAAGGAACAAUUGUCGGGAAGUACUAAAAACAUAAAGACAAAAGAAACAGGCGUUGAAAUCAACGAUAAUAAACGCUAUCGCGGUCGACAUGGUAGACGUAGUAAUCCAUCAAACAUCAAACAUAUGAAAACUAGCGAGGCACUUUUUAAUGUUGAUGGAGGCAAAUACAGAACUCGUUGCAGACGUAAUUCCAAAAAAACUCAAGAAGAUAAGGAAAAUAACAAGAUAUCUACCAUAAAUCCCACCAAUCGACCAAAAACUGUCCAAAAGAAUAACCAGUCUGUCCCGAAUAGAAGUGAAACUAAGCAAAAAGUGGCAACAUUUGUAAGAGAGAGAAAUAAUGGAACGGCUCUUAAAACGUCCAAAAACAUAAAACAAAGUACAAAACUACAUCAAGUUAUUAGUCAACUAAAUGAUCUGUUAUUAAAACCAAAUCCAUAAGAUUUCGUAUGGGCUAUUUUCCCUCAAAUUUAUGCAUUAUAAAAUGUAACCCUAAGAGAAAAUGUAUUGUUUUUAGUUUUUCUAGUUAUGUAUGUAGUUGUUUAUGUAAGUUUUUACACACUUAAAUACAUUUUUACUUGAUAUUUUCUUUAAGAAAAAUAUCAAAGAGACAAAUAU